This is a messenger RNA of Thlaspi arvense, 2511 nucleotides long. NCBI's taxonomy places the organism in Eukaryota, Viridiplantae, Streptophyta, Magnoliopsida, Brassicales, Brassicaceae. The record is from the annotation of a GenBank genome assembly.
CUACAACCCCUUCACUCCAAACUCCUCGAGUUUUUCCCCAUUAUCAAACACCCGACGAACAAGAACCCUAGAAUUCGCCUCCUCUUUCAAAUUUCACAAAUUUUGGUUUUAAUCAAAAAAUUAAUGACGGGAUAGAAAUUUCUCAAUGUCCGCUUUAUCUGUCCAUCUCGCUUAGAAUUCUCUAGAUAGGUUUCUCUCUCUCCGUUCAAUCGCUUCUGGAUUUCGUUUUUAAGGUUUCACAUCUUCACGGCAUUUCAAGAAGUUCGCCAAUUUACUGCUAAGAUGUCGUCAUCACCUUUUCCAAUCUUGGACAACCGACCAAUUGACAAGUGGAAGGUUACGGAAUUGAAGGAAGAGCUUAAAAGACGGAGAUUAACAACAAGAGGCUUGAAGGAGGAACUGGUUAGGCGUUUAGAUGAAGCCCUUCGUGUUGAGCAAGAAGAGUCUGAAAGACUCAACAGUGCUGCGCUUGCUGCUUCUGUCGCAGCCAAUCAAGAGGCUGAGAUCGCUCAUGGUACUGGAGGCGCCGUUACACCAGAUCGAAUGCAAACCACUCCUGUCGCUGGAGCGGCAUUCAGCACUGAGAGCACUCCAUCUGCAGCUGAGACAACGGCUGAAGCAUCAGCUGCUGUUGAGACUACACCACCACCCACGGUGUUUUCAAACCCAGAGGUUAACGCUAGUGGCCAGGAUGAAAAGGUUGAUGAUGUCAGAGCUGGUCGUGAUACUUCAGUGGUUGAUGCGAAUCUACAAGAAGCUCAGGAAGUAGAUGUGAAUGAUGGACUUGAAUCUGGUGUCGUGACUGCAACUGAUGCAGUAGUUACCGAAGAGGUGGCUAAUGAACAGAUUAUUCAGAAACCUGAUGUAGAGAGUAAGGAAACAUUUAGCGUGUCUGAUUCUAAGGCUCAACCUACUUACAACCAGGUAUCUGAGGUCAUCCCCGUUACAGGGUUUGAGGUAAAAUCUGAUUGUAUUUCUACUGAUUCUGUGUCAAAUAAUGAGAAAAUAGAACUAAAGGAUAACGAAAUUGCUGAUAAUGUCAAAUUAGACCAAAAUGUUAAUAAGUCCCAAGAGCCAUCAACAGUCACUGGCGAAUCGCAUCCAAUGGAUGUCGAGGAGCCACUUGAGCAGAGGACAUCUGUUGGAGGUGGAGAUGACAGGGAUGCUGCUAUUGCAGAUAUGACCAAAGGAAAUAAUAUCAUUGAUGCAGGCGACUCAGAAAAGUUGAAUUUAGAUAGAAGUUCUGGUGAUGAGUCUAUGGAGGAUGAGCCAGAGACAAAGCAAACUGAGUCAGUUACAUCUCAUGAGGCGGUGGAUAAGAGUGAGAAAAAUGACAUGCUUACUGGUAAUGAGGAAAGCCGUGCUGAUGUUAUGGAUGGUCGGAAAGGAGAAUCCCCUGAAAAUAAAAGUCAUCCACUUGUGGCUUCUGACAAAAGAAAGCUUCCUGUUAUUGAUCAAGAAGCUGUUGGAAACAAUGAGCCUGCAAAGAGGCAACGCCGAUGGAACUCUGAGAGUAUUAAGGUUCCUGCAGCACAGGCCACUAAUAGCGCCACACCCACAACAACUCCGAGGUCAAGUGGUCUAAAGCGCAACUUUUCAAGAUCCGACUCUUCGGUUAGCGAGGAUGGACCCAAGGAACGCGUGGUUCCUCCAUCUCCAAAGGAGCCUACGAAUUCCCUCAGGAUUGAUCGUUUCCUUAGGCCGUUCACAUUGAAAGCUGUUCAAGAGCUUCUGGGUAAAACCGGAAACGUCACUAGUUUCUGGAUGGAUAACAUUAAGACCCACUGCUAUGUAUCAUAUUCUUCAGUUGAAGAAGCUGCAGCAACAAGAGAAGCAGUGUAUAACCUCCAGUGGCCAGCUAACGGAGGCCGCCUUCUGACAGCUGAAUUUGUUGGGUCAGAAGAAGUGAAGGCAAAACUGGAAGCACCUCUGCCUCCUCCUCCUCAGGCUCAGGCUCAGGCUCAGGCUCUACCGCCACCUCCCGCUGCUCUUCCACCUCCACCGCCUCUAGCCAAAGCACCUCCAGUCAUAGAACGUCUUCCUCUUCCACCUCCUCCUCCUCCUCUAGUCCCUGAGGAACAAGAACCUCCCAUAGUCACUCUGGAUGAUCUGUUCAAGAAGACAAAAGCAAUCCCCAGGAUAUAUUACUUGCCCUUGUCAGAGGAACAAGUUGCAGCUAAACUUGCAGCUAAGAACAAGUGAUGUUGGUGAUUUCAGGUCAUUAUUUUCGUAGCAGGAUCUUAGAAAUUUAGCUCAGUGCGGACAAAAGUUGAGGACUUUUGUCAAGUUUGGUUUGGUAUUUCUAAUGUAGAACGCAGGAGAAGACUCUUUCUUAAUGUUUACUAGACUUUGGUUCAUUUGAUGAACGGACAGAGUUGCUUGGAUCUUUGUGUGUUGUGAACCUCUCCAUUUCUCUUUUCCCCUUUUUAUGGAGCUCUGAACAAAUUGCUGGUUUUAAAAAUAAGUAUACUAACAUGUAUCAGUCGUCUAUCAGAUUUCUCUUGUCCCUCG